This is a messenger RNA of Uranotaenia lowii, 5280 nucleotides long. It is a transcript of the gene disp, whose product is annotated as protein dispatched. NCBI's taxonomy places the organism in Eukaryota, Metazoa, Arthropoda, Insecta, Diptera, Culicidae. The transcript is spliced from 9 exons. The record is from RefSeq and is a predicted model, not a curated record. Bases 641 to 4162 code for a protein of 1173 amino acids.
GGUACGGGAGUCUGCAAAAGUAUGUUUGCCAUAAUUGCUGCCCAAGAGUUUUUCAGUUUCCGUGAACUGCGUUUGUAAUAACGCAGUAGUUUUGCAAAAUAUUGUGGAAAACGUUAGUUAAGUUAGCUUUUCAAUAGUUAUUUGUUGAGUGUCCGUGUUUGCUCAUGAAGGUAUCUAGUGGUCAGUUGAAAAUAUGUGCCAGUCCUUGAAAAAUAUGCUGGGAGAAAACUUACUCCAAGAUGGAGUAGCAAAUGCAUAAACCGUAUUGGCCCCAGGGAUCGACGGUCGACAAUAGUGACAAGCAAUCGGAAAUUGCACCGAUAGGAAUGCUGAAAACCCUUAUCCAUUUAAGAUCUACUCUCAAAACAUGAAAUUAUCCGAUGAAUCUUGCUUUGGAAUGGGUUAAGGAUUUUGAUUGCAUUUUUUUUCCUCUGCACUUGUCGUCGCACCUACACAUGCAAGAAAGGCGAGGCGUCUGCAAAAUGUAAACAAGUCAACAGAGCAACAAGGCGAUGAGCUUAAACAGUGCAGCCAGUCUUUCGACCUAGGGGCGUUCCACAUAGGGGGCAUUCAGGAUAAAAUAGCACUUCAGUAUUAUUAAAUUUAGGCCAAUCGUUAGUUUUAAUAAGAAAUCUUCAGUAUGCAGUGGUACUACAAGCUUUUAGCACGCCGACCGCACUUGGUUCUUGUUUCGGUUGGAGUUUUUUCUGUGGCCUGUAUUGUGGUGGCUCUGAUCACCAAGAAGCUUCCGGACUUUGACGAUCCCACACUCGGGUUCGAAGCUCGGGGCACCUCGAUCGGUAAACGUUGGACCGCAUGGCGAAACCUGCUAGAGGAAACCAGUCCCUCGGGUCGUCUGUUGGCCAAUCCAAAGGAACUUAUGGAGCAAAACAUGAUAGAUUUAGGCUCAGGUUUCCGGCAUACCAAGCGGAAGAAGGAUCGCAAAAAACACUCGGGCGGUAGAAAACGAAACAAGUAUAACAAAAACAUACGUAUGCUUAAGGAGUUGGCGUUCAACAAAUCGACCAAUGGGGAGCUGAUAAGCUUUGAGGAGUUUGACAACGACACUUUCAACAGUCGACACGAUAACUGGGAGUACGGUAAAAAUAUGUCUUUCUAUGCGGAGGAAGUAGGUAACAAGACCAUGGAAAAGAAACGGGCCAAAUGGUCUACUUUGCUGAAGCUGAACCCUCCACCGGACUCCGUCGAAAUGCAUAUCCCGGCAGAUGGGUUCUUCUGCGAGUCUCCAAAUAAAGAAUACGCGCACUUUGUGGUUCAACGGGUCAAUUACAACCUGAACGAUACGCUGUUCGAGUUGAAUGCGUUUCUGGCCAUGUGCGAUUUAGAGCAGCGUAUCGUUAGCGCUGAUUAUUACCCUGGAAUCUGUCAGAAAGAGCUGACCAGCGACAAUUGCUGCCGACCUUGGUCCAUCGUGAACUACGUAACGUUUCUGUCCAACAAAACAUCCUGCUUCGAGCUUGAUGAAGAGGAUAUAGCCAUGGCAAAAACAUUGCUGUUCGAUUGCUUCCAAUAUUAUCACAAUAUGAAACUGAGCAACGACUGCAUACGGUCCAGAUGCGUGGUGCCGCAGGAAUGCAAACAACACAAUGCAGUAUACAAUAUACUGCACUAUUUAGCGGAUUCAUACUUCAUUAAAUUGAAUGAGUCGUCAGAGUUUCUUAACGCAUCGAUGAUUUUCUUGCCGAUCGCUAGGAGCACCAAAUCGAUGGACUUUUAUCAUAGUCUUCAAAAAGAGAAUCUGGCGAACGAUUUAGUGGCUGUCGUAGCGAUGGAUAUGGGCCUCAAAAAUGCUCUCUUUGACGAAUGUUUGUUACGCGACGGAUGGUUAGUCGGGCUGGGCGGUAUGUUUGUGGUGAUCUCGAUGUGGCUAUAUACCAAAUCCCUAUUUGUCACAAUAAUGACCGUGAUUGCUGUGAUUUUUUCACUCGGGAUCGCAUACUUUAUCUACAUGCUGAUCUUCGAGCUGUCGUUCUUCCCGUUUAUGAAUCUAUUAGCCGUAAUAGUUGUAGUUGGAAUUGGAGCAGAUGACGCAUUUAUAUUCCUUAAGAUUUGGCAGUGUGUUCUUCAAGAACGACGAAAACUUACCGGGGGCAUUGUGGCGCUUGGAUCUUCUUCUUCCUCGUAUGUGGUAGCUGACGGUUCGAACAGCCGAUCGGACACGCUUGUCGGUAUCAUGGCUUGCACCCUGAGACAUGCCGCAUUGUCAAUGCUGGUAACGUCGCUGACCACGGCUGCGGCAUUUUAUGCAUCGUAUGUCAGCUCGAUUACCGCUGUUCGAUGUUUCGGCAUUUUCUCCGGCACUGCAGUGAUGGCCAACUACCUGCUCAUGGUAACUUGGCUGCCGGCGUCCGUUUCGAUAGCCGAGCGCAUAUCUUGCUUCUCCUUGAUGAAACCGUUCGAAGGCUGGGCCGAAAAGCUUAACUAUCCAUUUAAGGCCGUUAGUCAAUUAGGAAGAAAACUUGAGGACGUGAUUAUAUCAUUAGUAAUAGGUGUUCCGCUUCUCUGGAUAGCAUUGUUAGGUAUAAUUGGUGUUCUAAGUGGUGUUACGGUUCUCUACUGGCCAAAACUACGGCUACCGGACUCACCUGAUUUUAAACUGUUUAUCAGUAGUCACCCUUUUGAAAAAUAUGAUAGCGAGUACAGGGAUAUGUUUUGGUUCGAAAAGAUAUACAGCACAUCGGACACUUUCAAGUUACCGCUGCGUUUCGUUUGGGGCGUGCUCCCAGUGGACCGAGGCAAUUAUCUGAACCCGGAGCAACGAGGUAAGUUGUACUUUGAUGAAAGUUUCAACAUGAGCGCCCCGGAAUCGCAACAGUGGAUGUUGGGGUUCUGCAAAAGUCUGAAGAAUCAGACAUUCUACCAGGUGAGCUACGGACCUCUGCUGCCGAACUGUUUCAUCGAAAAUUUUAUCAAUUGGAUGACGCGUCGGUGUAACGACUCUAUGGGAGAAAUUGACCGAACACCCUGCUGUGAGGUUUCUUCAUUUCCGUUUGCACCCGAUGUUUUUGAUAUGUGUUUGCCCGAGUCUAUCUCUAGCUUGUAUGAAACACCGCGGGAGUUUUUCAUACCUGGGGUAGCGGGGCCUAAAUUUGCCAGACAAUCGUUCGUGAAUAGUAGCGGAGCGUUAGCACAGGUGAAGGCUGUUGUGAUUGAGUACGAAAGCAAUCAGGUUUUCACGAUGUCCUAUUCAGAGAUAGAUAACUUUGUAAGAACCGUCGAGGAAUGGUUUAGUCAGAUGCUUCUAGAGGCUCCAUCGGAGAUGAAGAAUGCAUGGUUUAUCAGUGAGUUAGAGUUUUUUGACCUGCAAGACACGUUGUCUACAGGGACGAUGGUUGCCAUUUGUAUGGCCAUGAUAGUUGCAUUACUAGUUUUAUUGUUAGUGACAUUGAAUGUAUUGAUUAGCCUGUACGCUAUUGUGACUGUUACGUUUACGAUACUGACAACCGUUGCCGUUUUAGUGCUACUAGGUUGGAAACUGAAUGUGUUAGAGAGUGUUGCCGUGAGCACGGCGAUAGGAUUAGCUGUAGAUUUUAGUCUGCAUUACGGUGUUCAUUAUAGACUGUCGACCGAGUCGGACCGGAAGUCAUCGACGCAUUUUUCGUUGACCAGAAUGAUCGGGCCAACAGCAAUGGCUGCACUUACUACAGGAAUAGCCGGGGCCUUAAUGCUGCCCUCGAGUGUGCUUGCCUACAUUCAGAUAGGCGUUUUCUUGGUUAUAGUUAUGUCAAUUAGUUGGAUAUAUGCUACGUUCUUCCUAAUGAGUCUUUUGCGGGUGGUCGGCCCUCAGUUUGGAUUUGGACAGUUUCGGUAUCCGAAAUUUAGAUCGAAUUUACGGGAUGGUGCGAAGGCUCAGGUAGAGUCCGGGAAUCGACUGAAUCAUCACCAUCAGAAUACGGUUUCCGAACAGCUGUUAUCUAACUCGAGCUCGGCAGCUGGGGAAUUGGUAGGUUCCGAGUCCCAUGAACUUGAUUCUCUCACGUCCAACUCGAUUAUUAAACCAAUUAACUUGGACAUUUCCAGACCGAUAAAUUUCGAUAGGGCAUUUAAGAAAAAGUAUUCCCUUCCACGGGAACAAAGUCCAUCGACGGCCAGUGCGAUCACCGUUGUACUACCGGAUGAUGUUGAUUCCAAAAGUGGAUAGGUUGGUAAUGUUAGUAUUAGAAACAUGUGAUGCUCAAAUUGAUCUUGACUGGCUUAAAAGCUAGGAGCUUUUUGGACCCCUACUAGGUAGUACUAACGUACUAAUUCUUCGCACGGACUUCCUGUUCCAAAAUUCGCUUAGGUGACUCAUUCGGCAUGAAAGUGGUUAAGCAAAUGAAACGAAACCAAAUGGCAAUCUUGUUUGGACGAAGUAGUUUUACUGAUUUUCUUGACAAUAAAAUUUCUAACAAACAUCGGCUAACGAUUCUAUAUUUAAAAUUUGCCACGUUAGUUAAAAUUAUCUUGUAACAUUAUGGUGCCCAAACACGGUAAUUUGCAACAUUACAGCUAUAGGCAAAUCUACGACGAUAGUUGCAACCUACCUAAAGGUGCUGAAUUAAAUUUAUGUGUCGGAUCUGGGACGGUUCCAACGUGAAAAAACCUCAGAUUCCGGUUUUCGGAUCCAAAAAUAACUUAACACGGUGAUUACAAGAACUUCACAGUCCGUUGAGCAAUGCAAGCUCGGCUAGCUUAAUCAAGAUGUACUUUCUACCGAUGAGGGAAUUUCAAAGAUCAUUUUUACUUAUAAACUACUGACUGGUAUUAAUAGGGAUGAUCAAUCCAACAUGUAUGCUUGACUAUUAAUGGAAUAUUAUUUUUGAAAACGAUUUUCUCGGGAUGAAUCAUCCAAACGGAUGAAAAUCCUUGCAAAAAAAAAAACGAUUUUCGUUACUGGGACUGGAAUUCAAAGCAAGCGUUUGGAGUUAUGUGCCCAUAGAAUAUGAGAAAUUAAGAUCUAUCAGAUAGCCAAAAUGAGAAGUAGAGUAGACUCGGAGGUUGGAAGUACCGUGCCAAGAUCCAGUUACUUUGCUCGGAGCUACAUUAGUUUUGGUAGCAAUAGAUAUUUUAUGAAGUUACUACUAUACUAUACACUGAAAAGUGUCAAAAGCUCAAAGAAAGAGGUGACAGGAAAAAAACAGUUAGACAUAAUUCUCGGUAGAUGCCAAACUAAUGUAACUUUGUUACGUUUACUUUUUGAGAAUAUACUUACUCUUUUAUUCGCAGCAUGUUCGUGAAAAUGUGUUAUGUUUUCAAAAUAAAACCAAUUUGAAACUGAAA